This is a messenger RNA of Cokeromyces recurvatus, 2694 nucleotides long. Its product is annotated as coatomer WD associated region-domain-containing protein. Gene Ontology annotation, biological process: endoplasmic reticulum to Golgi vesicle-mediated transport; retrograde vesicle-mediated transport, Golgi to endoplasmic reticulum; intracellular protein transport. The transcript has 7 exons. Bases 121 to 2694 code for a protein of 857 amino acids. Gene Ontology annotation, cellular component: COPI vesicle coat. Gene Ontology annotation, molecular function: structural molecule activity; protein binding. Lineage: Eukaryota; Fungi; Mucoromycota; Mucoromycetes; Mucorales; Mucoraceae. The record is from RefSeq and is a predicted model, not a curated record.
AUUUUAUUUUUUUUUAUUUUAUUUUAUUUUUAUUUUUAUUAUUAUUAUUUUCUAUUUUUAUUUCCUUCAUAUAUUAUAAUAAUAAUAAAAAACUACAAGUAAAGCCUCUUCAAAUACAAAAUGGGUAUGCGCAUUGAUAUUAAGCGUAAAUUAUUAUCGCGUUCUGAGCGUGUUAAAUGUGUUGAUUUACAUCCCACUGAGCCUUGGUUGUUAACAAGUUUAUACAGUGGUAUUGUUCAAAUUUACAAUUAUGAAACACAGGCUUUAGUAAAAACGAUUGAAGUUUCAGAAACACCUGUUCGUGCUGCAAAGUUUAUUGCUCGCAAGAAUUGGAUCGUUACAGGUGCCGACGAUUCACAAAUUCGUGUUUUUAACUAUAAUACGCUUGAAAAGGUGACUUCAUUUGAAGCACAUCCGGAUUAUAUACGUUGUCUUGCAGUUCAUCCUACUCAACCUCUUUUAUUAUCAGGUUCUGAUGAUAUGACCAUUCGUCUUUGGGAUUGGGAAAAAGGAUGGAAAUCUGUUCAAGUUUUUGAAGGUCAUGCUCAUUUUGUUAUGCAUAUAACUUUUAAUCCUAAAGAUUCCAAUACAUUUGCUUCAGCUGGUUUGGAUGGCAUGAUUAAAGUAUGGUCACUUGGAUCUAAUGUCCCGAAUUUUACCUUGGAAGGUCAUGAAAAGGGCGUUAAUUAUGUAGAUUAUUAUCAGGGAGGGGAUAAACCUUAUUUGAUUUCUUGUGCUGAUGAUAAUCUUGUUAAAAUUUGGGAUUAUCAAAAUAAGAAUUGCGUUCAAACUCUUGAAGGUCAUAAUCAAAAUGUGAACUUUGCUGCCUUCCAUCCCAACUUACCCAUUAUCUUAUCUGGUUCUGAGGAUGGUACUGUUCGUAUUUGGAACUCGGAUACAUAUCGUCUUGAAAAUACAUUGAAUUAUGGUCUAGAACGUUCUUGGUGUAUGGCCACUCAAAAGAAUGGGAACAACGUGGCCCUGGGUUAUGAUGAAGGCUCCGUUGUGAUUAAACUGGGUAGAGAGGAACCUGCUGUCUCGAUGGAUUUAUCUGGAAAAAUUAUUUGGGCAAAGCAUUCUGAAAUUCAAACAACGAAUAUCAAAACAGGUAUCGAUGAAAAUGUCAAAGAUGGUGAACGCUUGGCAUUACCCAUUAAAGACCUUGGCAGUUGUGAAGUAUACCCUCAAACACUUCAACAUUCUCCUAAUGGUCGUUUUGUUGUUGUCUGUGGUGAUGGAGAAUAUAUUAUUUAUACUGCUUUAGCAUGGAGAAAUAAGAGUUUUGGUAGCGGUCUUGAUUUUGUUUGGGCUGAUGAUUCUAACGUUUAUGCUGUACGUGAAUCUACUUCAAGAGUAAAAGUAUUCAAGAAUUUUAAGGAAAGAUCGGGUAUGCUUCCGAAAUUAAAUUAUAGCGCUGAAGGUAUCUAUAGCGGUGCCUUGCUUGGUGUACGUGGCACUGGUUUCUUGAAUUUUUAUGAUUGGGAAAGUGGGGAAGUCGUACGUCGUAUUGAUGUAGAUUCCAAAGCUGUUUAUUGGUCUGAUGCAGGUGAUUUACUUGCCAUUGUAUGUGAUGAUUCGUUUUAUGUCUUGAGAUAUAAUGCUCAAGCUUAUGCUCAAUUUAUUGAAAACGGAGGUGAUCCAGGGGAAGAAGGCGUUGAAGAUGCCUUUGAGUUUAUUACUGAAGUCCCUGAGGUAGUAAAGACCGGUACCUGGGCAGGUGAUUGUUUUAUUUACACCAAUAAUUCGAAUAGAAUGAACUAUCUUGUUGGCACUGAAACAUACACGAUUAGUCACUUUGAUAAACCCAUGUACUUGUUGGGUUAUGCACCUAGAGAUAACAGAAUCUAUAUGGCUGAUAGAGAUGUUCAUUUUUAUAGUUAUAGCUUAUCUUUAAGUGUCAUUCAAUAUCAAACUGCUAUUCUUCGUGGUGAUCUUGAUGCUGCCGCUGACUUGCUUGAAUCUAUUCCUAAUGAUCAACGUGGACGUGUUGCAAGAUUUUUGGAAUCUCAAGAUCUUAAGGAAUUAGCCCUUGAGGUGACUACAGAUAUUGAUCAACGAUUUGACCUUGCUAUUCAACUUGGUAAGUUGGAUAUUGCUUCUGAAAUUGCACAUGAAUAUGAUUCUGAAACCAAGUGGAGAACUUUGGGUGAUGUUGCCAUGUCCUCUUGGGAUUUCAAGUUGGCAGAAGAAUGCUUGAUAAAGGCAAAUGAUCUUAGUGGUUUGUUACUCUUUUAUACUGCUAAUGGUAAUCGUGCUGGUAUUAGACGCAUUGCAGAUACAGCAAUUGAACAAGAAAAAAAUAAUAUUGCAUUUACUUGUUUAUUUGAAUUGGGGGCCAUGGAAGAAGCCAUUGAUUUGUUAAUCAAGACAGAUCGUAUUCCUGAAGCUGCCAUGUUGGCAAGAACUUAUUGUCCUGAUCAAAUUUCUCGAACUGUUCAAUUAUGGAAAUCUGGACUUGAAAGCAAAAACCGUAAAAAGACAGCUGAGAGUUUAGCAGAUCCAAAAGAAUAUCCUAAUCUUUUCCCUGAACUUUUAAACAAAGAUUUAGAAUCUACUAUUGAGGAGACAAGAACAACAACAACAGCAGCAGCAACAACAACAACAUCAUCAUCUUCAUCAUCAUCAUCACCUCUUAUUGAUGUUGAUGAUGAAGUAGUAGAAGAAGAAGUAGCAGAUGAAAAAGAAGAGUCUUAA